Molecule: messenger RNA, 1331 nt
Organism: Magallana angulata
Lineage: Eukaryota; Metazoa; Mollusca; Bivalvia; Ostreida; Ostreidae
Product: multimerin-2-like
Exons: 3
Coding region: 12-1274 (420 amino acids)
Molecular function (GO): protein binding
Source: RefSeq, a predicted model, not a curated record
UCUCCCUCGCUAUGAGCGUACACAUCCUUUUAGUUUUCGGGUUCCUGUGUGUGAUCCCAUCAACCUGUUUGUCUAUUCUUACUGAUGGGGAAACUCAGAAUGGCACGCUACGGGAUGAUUCAGUGGACUCAAAGACCGAUGUCUUCAGACAAUUGUUGAACCAGGAGACUCUCAUUCGAAUGUCUCUGGUGAAGAACGUUCAUAGUCUCAUGAAAGAUAUGGUCGAGAUGAAAGAAAGCAUGUCAACUAGCAACAAACGACUCAAUGUUGCGGAGAAAGAAAUAUCAAGCUUAAAAAAUGAGGUACAGUUACUGAAAACCGAGAACCAGAAAUUGAAAGAAGAAGCUGUAAAAUUUCACGAAGAGUUCAAAACUGCUGACAGUAAGUUUAGUGAAAUUGAAGGGAAUUUUACAAAGGUUUCAAUCAGCCGUUCACAAGAUGAAAGACACAUGAAUGAAAUAUUUGAAGAAUUCGAGAAAAAUACCUCGACGAUUCUAAAUGACAUCAAGAUAGAGGUACGUUAUCUUUCUGUGACGUUAUUGGACUUAAAUAAACAUACCAUGGAAAUAAAUGAAUCUAUUCCAAAUCUCAUAGAAAGCAAAUUCACUGAAUAUUCCACCAUCGUGGAUAGAUCUGUCAAUGAUAUAAACAACAAGUUGCUCAGUUCAAAGGAUUAUCAAGAACAAAUGGUGUAUAACUUGUCUACUCUGGGAAAUGACCAAUCCAGCCUAAUGAACAUAAUCUCAGAUAAACUGAACAACACUAUAACCUCCAUCAAAGCGGAUGUUGAGCAAUCCCAGAAGUCCCAGUUGAAGUUGGCGGCUGCUGUGUCAUCACUUGAGGUUUACAGAAUGAAUAUGUCCCUGAUGAACAGUUGUGCUUCAAAGACGAGUGUGGGUUUCACAGUCGGGGUGACGAGUUCGUCUAGUAGCUGGAAUGCAGGCAUCUUGGUAUACCCUCACGUCGUCACCAAUAUUGGAAACGGAUACAGUCCUAGCACCGGAAAAUUCACCGCCCCCACGGACGGGAAAUACGUCUUCUUUAUCACUGUCAAUGCGUACGGCAGUAAUUCUUUAUAUCUAGAUAUUGUUCAUAAUGGUUCAAGAAAGGUCAGAACAAUGUCCCACAGCUCUGCCAGCUACCAAACGGGAACAAACAUGGCGGUGCUUCCGUUAUACAAAGGGGACUCUGUCUGGGUCGUCUAUUGGAGUGGGAAAGGUUAUUACGCUUAUGAUGUUCCCAUUACGACCUUUUCUGGGUUUCUUCUGUUUUGAAAUUGGAGUUGACAAAAACUUAAAUGCAUUAAAUGUAUUAAAGAAAAGAUCCACUUA